GGACAGUCUCUUUCGUUCCAAUGCGUCCAACGUUGGCCGUUCUGUCUGGGCGUUCAGCGUGGAAAGGACCGUACUUUGUCGCCUUCCCGAACCUCCGGGAGGCGUUGCAGAACAAUGUGCCCAUAAAGACACAAGCAAGGUCAUGCACCAUCCUCCCAAACUUUGUUGGGCUUAGGUUCAUGGUAUACAACGGCAAAGACUACCUCCCGGUUCAGGUCACCCAGGACAUGGUAGGACACAAGCUGGGGGAGUUCUCCCAUACGAAGAAGAAGUUCACCUACAAGAUGUCGAAGAACAAGUAGUUCUGUACCUUGGGUGUCGCAUACCGACCCUGUGCUUCCACGGAAUUGUCAUGCUGUGUUUCUCGAGAGCGAUACACAUUCCGCUUUUCACAGACGAAAUACAGUUCACCCCCAAUGGUGUGGGACUCAUGCUCACCGGGGCGCGCUCCAGCGUUAAUUGGAGGCGUCUCCGUGGGUCGGUUGUAGACACUUCGCCGAGUCAUUUAAAUUCCUGUAUAUACGAGCCUGUCAGUAUAUUCAUGCAUACUCGUUGUUUGUGCACAUUCCCCACGGAGGGUUAUCGGGAAU
Molecule: messenger RNA, 590 nt
Organism: Gloeophyllum trabeum ATCC 11539
Lineage: Eukaryota; Fungi; Basidiomycota; Agaricomycetes; Gloeophyllales; Gloeophyllaceae
Product: ribosomal protein S19/S15
Exons: 4
Coding region: 21-302 (93 amino acids)
Biological process (GO): ribosomal small subunit assembly; translation
Cellular component (GO): cytosolic small ribosomal subunit; ribosome
Molecular function (GO): structural constituent of ribosome; RNA binding
Source: RefSeq, a predicted model, not a curated record